GGGAUAGGACUGAACUUUCUCUUCUUCUGCUUCUUCCUUCUUCCCUCUCCGCGUUACUUUCAUCGCCUUCAUCACGAUCCAGCUGAAAUCCCUUCUCCAAGAUGCCCGAGAACUCGUGGAUGUCUUUCUUCUCAAGCUGCUGGGGGAAGGGCAGCGACAGCUCCGCAACGCUGCCCGGGAAGGCACAGUGCAGUUCAGGUUCCCCGGGGGGGUUGUCGUCCUCCGACACAAGCAACUCGUUCUCGCAGGAGGACCUGUCGUUGACGCUCGCGGGGUCGAACCUGCACGCCUUCACCAUCGCGGAGCUGAGAGCCGUCACCAGGAACUUCUCCGUGACCAACUUCAUCGGAUCGGGCGGGUUCGGCCCUGUCUACAAGGGAUUCAUUGACGACAAGCUGCGGCCGGGGCUCAAGGCGCAGCAGGUGGCGGUGAAGUCCCUGGACUUGGACGGCCAGCAGGGCCACAGGGAGUGGCUGGCGGAGGUGAUCUUUCUUGGGCAACUACGCCACCCUCAUCUCGUUAAACUGAUCGGGUACUGCUGCGAAGACGAACACAGGAUGCUCGUUUACGAGUUUGUGCCUCGAGGAAGCUUGGAAAACCAUCUCUUCAAGAGGUUGGUUUCUUCGUUGCCGUGGUCAACACGGUUAAAGAUAGCAGUCGGAGCCGCCAAGGGGUUGGCCUUCCUCCAUGAAGCGGAGAAGCCGGUCAUCUACCGCGAUUUCAAAGCGUCAAACAUACUCAUCGACACGGAUCACACGGCGAAGCUGGCGGAUUUUGGGCUCGCAAAGGAUGGUCCCCAAGGGGACAACACUCACGUGACCACACGUGUCAUGGGUACCCAUGGGUACGCGGCGCCCGAGUACGUGUUGACCGGUCAUCUCACGGCGAAGAGCGACGUGUACAGCUUCGGGGUGGUGUUGCUGGAACUGCUUGCAGGGAGACGAUGCGUCGACAAGAACCGACCCAACAGGCAGAAGAACCUCGUCGACUGGGCUCGGCCUUACCUCACCAACGCCGACAAGCUCCGGCGAGUCAUGGACCCCGGCCUCGACGGACUCUACUCCACCAAAGGAGCCCAGAAGGCCGCGGCGAUUGCCUACAAAUGCUUGAGCCACAACCCCAAGUCGAGGCCGGAGAUGAGAACCGUCGUGGAGAUGUUGGAGCCGCUUCUCAACCUGAACGACGUCCCCGUCGGUGCCUUCGUGUACGUCGCUCCAAAGGAGGAGGAGGAGGAGAAGGAGAAGGAGAAGGAGAAGGAGAAGGUGGAUAUCCAAGAGAAGAAUCACAACAAUCACGACGAGAGACACAAGCAACGAUUCCCCAACUCAGUGAUCCAUUCCGAGGUCUCCCUGCACAAGGAUGGCAAGAGUUUGUACAGGAACUCCCACUUCCGGAAAUCGCAGAGGCAGAACCAGGAACGUGGAGCAUGAUCUGACACAUACAACGUUAGUGCAAUCAUACUGUACAUAGUCUACAGUGAACAGAUACCGAUUUGUGUUUGUUUGUGGAAUUAUUUCUUCAAAUAAUGUGAAAUUUGAAGGAGGUUUUGAUAUA
Molecule: messenger RNA, 1554 nt
Organism: Musa acuminata AAA Group (dessert banana)
Lineage: Eukaryota; Viridiplantae; Streptophyta; Magnoliopsida; Zingiberales; Musaceae
Product: serine/threonine-protein kinase RIPK
Exons: 5
Coding region: 102-1430 (442 amino acids)
Biological process (GO): protein phosphorylation
Molecular function (GO): ATP binding; protein kinase activity
Source: RefSeq, a predicted model, not a curated record